UGUUACGCGCAGAGUGCGCGCUGGUGUCCCGGAUGUUGUGAGUGUGGUGCUGAGGAGAUGCCGCUGCCCGUGCAGGUCUUUAACUUUCAGGGGGCGGUGGAGCCCAUGCAGAUCGACGCUGACCCCCAGGAAGACCAGCAGAAUGCGCCCGACGCCAAUUACGUGGUGGAAAAUCCCACGCUGGAUCUGGAGCAGUACACGUCCAGCUACAGCGGCCUGAUGAGGAUCGAGCGGCUGCAGUUUAUCGCUGACCACUGCCCUCAGUUACGCGUGGAGGCUCUGAAGAUGGCCCUGUCGUUUGUUCAAAGAACCUUUAACGUCGACGUUUACGAAGAGAUUCACCGCAAGCUCACCGAAGCGACGAGGGAAAUGCAGGGCGUGCCGGAUGCGGUACCCGACGGCGCGGUGGAGCCUCCCCCCCUCGACACAGCCUGGGCCGAAUCCACCCGGAAAAAAGCCCUGCUCAAACUGGAGAAGCUCGACACCGACCUGAAGAACUACAAAGGAAACUCCAUUAAAGAAAGCAUCAGGAGGGGUCACGACGACCUGGGCGAUCAUUACCUGGACUGUGGUGACCUGAGCAACGCUCUGAAGUGUUACUCCCGAGCUAGAGACUACUGCACAAGCGCCAAGCACGUCAUCAACAUGUGUCUUAAUGUAAUUAAGGUUAGCGUUUACCUCCAGAACUGGUCUCAUGUACUAAGCUACGUCAGUAAGGCUGAAUCCACUCCAGAGAUAGCAGAGCAACGAGGGGAGAGAGACAGUCAGAACCAGGCUGUUCUCACAAAGCUCAAAUGUGCUGCAGGACUGGCAGAACUGGCAUCAAGAAAGUAUAAACCUGCUGCCAAGUGCUUUCUGCAGGCUUCGUUCGACCACUGCGACUUCCCCGAGCUUCUCUCACCUAGUAACGUAGCAGUUUAUGGAGGAUUCUGCGCUCUGGCUACUUUCGACAGGCAGGAGCUUCAGCGUAACGUCAUCUCCAGCAGCUCCUUUAAAUUAUUUUUAGAGUUGGAACCCCAAGUGCGUGAUAUAAUCUUCAAGUUUUAUGAGUCCAAGUACGCGUCGUGUCUGAAAAUGCUGGACGACAUGAAGGAUAAUCUUCUGUUAGACAUGUACCUGGCUCCUCACGUAAGAACACUGUACACACAGAUCAGGAACAGAGCUCUCAUACAGUACUUUAGUCCGUACGUAUCUGCAGAUAUGAGUAAGAUGGCGAUCGCGUUUAACACCACAGUGGCGGCGCUGGAGGACGAACUCACCCAGCUCAUCCUGGAGGGGCUGAUCAACGCUCGUAUCGACUCACAUAGCAAGAUCCUGUAUGCGCGUGACGUGGAUCAGAGGAGCACCACCUUCGAGAAGUCACUGCAGAUGGGGAAGGAGUUCCAGAGAAGAACCAAAGCCAUGAUCCUGAGAGCGGCGGUAUUGCGCAACCAGAUCCACGUCAAGUCUCCUCCCAGAGAAGGCAGCCAAGGCGAACUGACGCCCGCCAACAGCCAAACGCGAAUGAGCACCAACAUGUGAGCGCUGGACCGGUCGCCUCUGGUGGGAGCGCAGCGGGGGCCGCAGCGUCGUAGAUCCUCAUUCUAGAGUUCAGUUCUGUUCCCCCCCUUCCCCACCCCAACCCCUCCCCCGCCGACGAAAUCACAAUCUAAAGACUUUAUUUAAGUUGGGACGAAAGGCGAGAGCACCCCGACGCCCCCCCUAACCCCCACGAUUGAACAAAAAGAGAAAAAAACGAGAUAAAAACAAUAAAAAAAGAGAGUAAAGGCAUAAGGAGACGGAUGAGAAUGUAAUGGCACUUGCGCUGUGUGUUUGUAAGAGAUUCAGCACUUUCCUCUGUAACAUGUGACAAAACGUUGAUUCCACACGGGAACGAGAAACUCAUCACAGAACAUGCUUUUAAAAUAAAUCUACAUCAGAAAACAUC
Molecule: messenger RNA, 1927 nt
Organism: Trichomycterus rosablanca
Lineage: Eukaryota; Metazoa; Chordata; Actinopteri; Siluriformes; Trichomycteridae
Gene: gps1
Product: G protein pathway suppressor 1
Exons: 14
Coding region: 58-1521 (487 amino acids)
Cellular component (GO): COP9 signalosome
Source: RefSeq, a predicted model, not a curated record